AUGGAUUCAGUGUCCACUCGCGCCGUGCUCCAUGCUCUAUUUCGUGUGUCUAUCAUUCUCGCACUCCUGCCAGCGACCACGGAAAGAUAUUUCCCGUUCCAUGUCCUAACGAGUAUUGUUGUGUCGGCACUUGCCUUCCUCUCCCUGUCAUCUGCCGCCACCGAAAAAUGGAUAUCCGUCAACAGCUCGACUACCAAGGAAGACAAACGAAAAGCCGUGGUCUCCUCGAGCACUCUCUUCCGCACCCGGGCUCUUGGCAUUCUGGCAGGCACCCACCUGCUGGCCGUCGCUUGCAUCUGUCCUAGCGACGACCCGCUUCGCCAUGUGGCUAUCCGAGUGCUGGCUUUCUUCAACGCUGCCAAAGUCUUAGACAUGGCUGUUGCCAGAGCUGCAGAUCCCCCUAUGCGACUGGAAAACGGCGUACCCAUCAAGGUAGAAGGCCUUAAACGAAGGACAGAAUAUAUCUGGCUCUUGGCUUCUGAAACGCGAUAUCACUCCUUCGACAUCGCCAUCCACGAACCCGGACGCAAAGCACCAAGAGACAAACUCUGGACUUACGGGCCUCUCGCUGUCGUUCCCGUGGCCAUAUACUUCUUCCCGAGAUGUGUAGGGUUGUACGUCUUCUUAGGCUUGCUGGUCAUCCAAAUGAGCUUGGAGCUUACACACACGAUCAUGCAUCCUGGAUGCGAACACCCGCUGUUCUGGCAACCUCUGUCCGCAAGGUCCUUUGGAGAGUUCUGGAGGGUGCAUUGGCAUUCUUCUGCAGCGUCUUUCUUGUAUACCCUGGGAUACAAACCUGUCAGGGCUGUGGCAUCGGAUUAUUUCGGAAAGGAUGUCAGCAAGGCAGGCGGGGUGCUGGGCGCUUUCUGCGUUAGCGGGAUAUGGCAUGGCUGGGCGGCUGCGGCUUUGUCGACAACGCCUUGGAGGACUGGAACUCUCGCCUGGGCGAUGUUCAUGGGUCACGGAAUCGCGGUUGUGGUUGAGAAUCUCCUGCCGAAGGCUGAUGGGCCUAGCUGGGCGAAGAGGAUAUUCGGAUGGACCAUUGCGCUAUGGGUCGCAGGGUUGUGGAUCAAAGAUGCAAUGCCGAGAAGUAAUUUGCCUCUCAUGGUGAGGCUUGGAGAGAUUUUGGAAGGAUGA
This is a messenger RNA of Lecanosticta acicola, 1137 nucleotides long. Lineage: Eukaryota; Fungi; Ascomycota; Dothideomycetes; Mycosphaerellales; Mycosphaerellaceae. The record is from the annotation of a GenBank genome assembly.